AUGGCGCAGAAAGGAGUUCAGCUGGAUCGGGAAACCUUCUCUUGUUCCAUCUGUCUGGAUCUACUGAAGGAUCCUGUGACUACCUCCUGUGGACACAGCUAUUGUAUGAACUGUAUUAAAACCCACUGGGAUGAAGAGGAUGGAAUGAAAAUCCACAGCUGCCCUCAGUGUAGGCAGACCUUCAGACCGAGGCCAGUCCUGCUGAAAAACACCAUGUUAGCAGUUUUAGUGGAGGAACUGAAGAAGCCUGGACUCCAAGCUGCUCCUGCUGAUCACUGCUAUGCUGGACCUGAAGAUGUGGCCUGUGAUGUCUGCACUGGGAGAAAACUGAAAGCCCUCAAGUUCUGUCUGGUCUGUCUGGCCUCUUACUGUGAGAAACACCUUCAACCGCAUUAUAAAUCCUCUGCCUUUAAAAAACACAAGCUGGUGGAGCCCUCCAAGAAGCUCCUGGAGGUGAGUCAAAAAAACAUCCAGCAGAGAAUCCAGGACAGACAGAAAGAUGUGAAGGUGCUUCAGCAGGAGGUGGAGGCUAUCAAUGGCUCUGCUGAUAAAGCAGUGGAGGACAGUGAGAAGAUCUUCACCGAGCUGAUCCGUCUGAUGGAGAAAAGAAAGUCCGAUGUGAAGCGGCAGCUCAGAUCCCAGCAGGACACUGAAGUGAGUCGAGUCAAAGAGCUUCAGGAGAAGCUGGAGCAGGAGAUCACUGAGCUGAAGAGGAAAGACGCUGAGCUGAAGCAGCUCUCACUCACAGAGGAUCACACCCAGUUUCUACACAACUACCCCUCACUGUCAGCACUCAGUGAAUCUACAGACUCAUCCAGCAUCAACAUCCGUCCUCUGCGCUACUUUGAGGACGUGACAGCAGCUGUGUUAGAAGUCAGAGACAAACUACAGGACGUUCUGAGAGAGACAUGGACAAACGUCUCACUGACAGUGACUGAAGUGGAUGUUUUACUGUCAGAACCAGAGCCCAAGACCAGAGCUGAGUUCUUAAAAUAUUCACGUAAAAUCACACUUGAUCCAAACACAGCAAACACACGUCUGUUAUUAUCUGAGGGGAACAGAAAAGCAACAUUUAUGAGUCAGCAACAGUCUUAUUCUAGUCACCCAGACAGAUUCAGUGGAUGGUGGCAGAUCCUGAGUAGAGAGAGUCUGACUGGACGUUGUUACUGGGAGGUGGAGUGGAGAGGGGCAGGAGUUUAUGUAGCAGUCGCAUACAAGAAUAUCAGCAGAGCAGGGUGGUCGAAUGAAUGUAUAUUUGGAGGUCCUCGGUCCUCCAGAGUAGGAGUGUACCUGGAUCACAGUGCAGGUAUUCUGUCCUUCUACAGCAUCUCUGAAACCAUGACUCUCCUCCACAGAGUCCAGACCACAUUCACUCAGCCUCUCUAUGCUGGACUUUGGUUUUAUUCUGGAGGCACCGCUGAGUUCUGUAAAGUCAAAUAGUCA
Messenger RNA from Micropterus dolomieu (smallmouth bass), 1443 nucleotides. Its product is annotated as E3 ubiquitin/ISG15 ligase TRIM25-like. The transcript is spliced from 2 exons. The record is from RefSeq and is a predicted model, not a curated record. Lineage: Eukaryota; Metazoa; Chordata; Actinopteri; Centrarchiformes; Centrarchidae. The coding region runs from base 1 to 1440 and encodes 479 amino acids.